This is a messenger RNA of Zygotorulaspora mrakii, 1137 nucleotides long. It is a transcript of the gene SIS1, whose product is annotated as type II HSP40 co-chaperone SIS1. Gene Ontology annotation, cellular component: cytosol. Bases 1 to 1137 code for a protein of 378 amino acids. The transcript has a single exon. Gene Ontology annotation, molecular function: protein-folding chaperone binding. Gene Ontology annotation, biological process: translational initiation. The record is from RefSeq and is a predicted model, not a curated record. NCBI's taxonomy places the organism in Eukaryota, Fungi, Ascomycota, Saccharomycetes, Saccharomycetales, Saccharomycetaceae.
AUGGUUAAAGACACUAAGCUAUAUGACUUAUUGGGGGUGUCACCCUCAGCUAACGAACAAGAAUUGAAGAAGGGUUACAGAAAGGCAGCCUUGAAAUAUCAUCCUGAUAAACCAACCGGUGAUACAGAAAAGUUCAAAGAGAUUUCAGAAGCUUUCGAAAUAUUGAACGAUGCUCAAAAGAGAGAAGUUUACGACCAGUAUGGGCUAGAGGCUGCCAGGAAUGGUGGUCCAUCCUUUGCUGGUGCAGGCCCUGGUGGUGCUUCUGGUGGGUUCCCCGGUGGUGCCUCUGGUGGGUUCCCUGGUGGUGCUAGCCAUUCGUUCACGAAUGAAGAUGCCUUCAAUAUUUUUUCCCAAUUUUUUGGUGGAAGUUCCCCAUUUGGUGGUGCUGCCGGUGGUAGCGGUGAUGACGGAUUUGGUUUUUCAAGUUUCCCAUCUGGUGGAAGUAGCGCCAGAUUUAGUUCAGGCGGGUUCCCUGGUGGGAUGCCUGGUGGGAUGCCUGGUGGGAUGCCUGGUGGUAUGCCUGGUGGUAUGCAUGGUGGGAUGCCUGGUGGGAUGCCUGGUGGGAUGCCUGGUGGUUUCAGAUCAGGCUCUGCUUCACCGCCACAUGCGGAAGAAGAGGUUGUGUCCGUUAAUCUGCCAGUCAGUUUGGAGGACCUGUAUUCUGGAAAGAAGAAAUCUUUCAAGAUUGGUAGAAAGGGGCCUAAUGGUACUUCUGAGAAAACUCAAAUUGACAUUCAAUUGAAACCGGGUUGGAAAGCAGGUACAAAAAUUACGUACAAGAAUGAAGGUGAUUAUAAUCCUCGUACUGGUGGUAGAAAGACGUUACAAUUUAUUUUACAGGAGAAGACGCAUCCACUUUUCAAAAGAGAUGGUGAUAACUUGAUAUAUACGCUUCCAUUGACUUUCAAAGAAUCUUUGCUAGGAUUUACCAAAACAAUUCAAACCAUUGACGGUAGAACUUUACCAAUAUCGAGGAUUCAACCCAUUCAACCUUCAGAAACUUCUACCUACCCAGGUCAAGGUAUGCCGGUUACGAAAAAACCGGGCCAAAGGGGUGAUUUGAUUGUAAACUAUAAAGUUGAUUAUCCAAUAUCAUUGAAUGACGCUCAAAAACGUGCCAUUAACGAUAAUUUUUGA